AUGAUGCCGCAAUCGCCGAGGGGAGACGGGCCUCCCCACCUCCGCCUCAACUCGGGCUCCCACGAGCCCACAACCGACGAUAACUCGCCACCUGCCGUGCGACCGAGCACUGCACGAACCAACUCGGCACGCUCAUUAACCCAGCAAACCCGCCCCGGUACCGCCCCAAGUCCUGGCAUCCGAUCGCCAGGAGCACCCCAUAUAUAUAGCGAUGCAGCCAUCGCAGAGUCUGCCGAGAUGCUGCUCCCGCCCCAAAAGAUGAGGACGCGCUCCUACCGAGACGAGUCGCCUAUGCAAUCACCCUCUGGCUUUUCUUCGCGGCGGACAAGUUGGAGUUCGGACAUGACGGGAGGCCCGUUUGCUUCGCCUUUUGACGACUCGAGGGCGCCGUCGCGAGCUGGCAGCGAAGAGGACCUGAAUACACAGACUGUGUCUGAAAAGUUCAACAUUCACCCAUCAGCCGGCCUGUUACUAUUCCCGGAAGAUGUGGAGAAGGACGAUUACCUGCACAAUCCCGACCCCAACGACAAGGACAAGAGGGACUGUGACAUCUUCACCCGGAGAGGUAUAGUCAAUCUCGGAGGUCUGGCCAUUCUCGCGCUCGGCCUUCUUAUGCUUUUCAUCGGUUAUCCCAUUCUCACCUUCGUCCAGGACGUCACAACGCCAGAAAAGGGUCCUUGUACAGGUAACCCUCUCUGUAUACAAGGUAAGCAGAACGAGCCACUACUUGCCAACAUCCGGAGAGGUCUCAUCGACCCGGACACGCCCAAGGACGUUAUGACGCGAACAUCAUACAACGGCGAGAAGCAGGUCCUUGUCUUCUCAGACGAAUUCAACACCGACGGUCGCACCUUCUACGAUGGUGACGAUCCAUUUUUCCAAGCUGUGGAUAUCUGGUACGGUGCUACUAUGGAUUUGGAGUGGUACGAUCCAGACCAAGCUUUCACCAAGGACGGUGUUCUCAACUUAAGAUUCACCAAGGAGCCGAGCCACGGCCUCGAUUACCGCUCCGGUAUGAUCCAGUCGUGGAACAAGCUCUGCUACAAGGGUGGACACUUGGAGGCUUCCAUCUCACUACCCGGUCGUGGUAACACUAGUGGUUUCUGGCCUGGUUUCUGGACCAUGGGCAACCUGGCUCGUCCUGGUUAUUUGGCCUCGACCGAAGGUCUCUGGCCAUACAGUUACCAUGAUGAGUGCGAUAUUGGUAUCACACCGAACCAAAGUUCAUAUGACGGUCUGAGCUACUUGCCUGGUAUGAAGUUGCCCGCUUGCACCUGCAAAGGCGAAGACCAUCCUACCCCCGGUAAAUCCCGAAGCGCUCCGGAAAUCGAUGCCCUUGAAGGUUCUGUCCAUUUCCUCGGCCCCGGAGAGAGCAACGCUAUUGGUGUGGUAUCUCAGUCUUUCCAAGCAGCACCUUUUGACACAUGGUACAUGCCUGACUAUGAAUACAUGGAGCUCUAUGAUCCCUCGAUUACCAUGAUGAACAGUUACAAGGGUGGACCUUUCCAGCAGGCUAUUUCUGGCUUGACCAACCUGAACAACGACUGGUACGACGGCAAGCAGUAUCAGACUUAUUCGUUCGAAUACAAGACCGGCGACGAAGGCUUUAUUACAUGGUACGUCGGAGAGGACAAAACCUGGACCAUGAACGCUCAAGCGACACGUGCCAACGGUAAUAUUGGCACGCGAAUCAUCCCCGAGGAGCCCCUGUCUGUCAUUGCCAACUUCGGAAUGUCGAACAGUUUCGCCGCUAUCAACAUCGAGGAUAUCGAAGCACAUGACCUUCCAGCUACCAUGCGGAUAGACUACAUCCGCAUUUACCAGCCAGAGGAUAACCAGAUGAUAACAUGCGAUCCUGAAGGUUACGAAACCACGGAAUACAUCAGGACCCACCCCGAACCUUACGCAAACCCCAACCUCACCGACUGGAAAUCUACCAAGUACGAUUGGCCAAAGAACUCCUUCAUGGAUGGUUGCAAGGAGUGA
Alternaria atra is the source of this 1986-nucleotide messenger RNA. RefSeq lists its product as uncharacterized. Lineage: Eukaryota; Fungi; Ascomycota; Dothideomycetes; Pleosporales; Pleosporaceae. Gene Ontology annotation, cellular component: plasma membrane; endoplasmic reticulum membrane. The record is from RefSeq and is a predicted model, not a curated record. Gene Ontology annotation, biological process: (1->6)-beta-D-glucan biosynthetic process; fungal-type cell wall organization. Gene Ontology annotation, molecular function: glucosidase activity. The coding region runs from base 1 to 1986 and encodes 661 amino acids. The transcript is spliced from 5 exons.